AAAACGACUCCACCAUCUGUCGAGCGCUUGGGUGGCGGAGGCAGCAGUUGCUCGACAGCGAAAAGAAGCACUUUUUCUUCUGCAGCCUCUCAGGGAGAAAGGAGGGUUGUUUUUCUCUUGGGAUAGAAAGGCUGGUUGCGAAGCGUUCUUUCCCCAUCUUCCAGGUUUCGGGUGUAUGUACACCGCAGAAUCUGGCUGUUGACCAGAGGUGUAUGUACACCGCAACAGAACUGGACACAUGCGUCGUCAGCGCGUGGUCACCUCACUGGUGUUCGAGCAGUUUUUCGCUCUUUUCUCGUCGUUUCUUCCCCGUCUUUCUCUCUUGUCUUCUUUCGUCCCCCAAUUUUCCAUCUCAACACAUGGUUUGAGACACUCUUCAUCCCCAAAGUGAUCCUCUCGUAUCUUCCUCUCCUCCGUUUCGAGCUGGUCCCUCUUGCAUCUUGUGCCUGUCUGCCGCCUCUCUCUCACCUCAGCUCGAACGAAGGCGCCGCUCUGUUUCCUUCGUCCUCUUCGCUCUCCUUUCGUCCUCGUUCGUUGAUCACAGACGCAAGAAGUGUCUUUCAAUUUUAACUGGAUAAAGUCUUCUUGCAAGCGGCGUGGAGUUCCUCCUCACCCGUCGACAGGCUCAAGCGAGGAGAACAGCUGCACCUCCCUGAAAAGCAUGGCUUCCGUCGCGUCUCCUGUGAGCGCCCCCGUCGUCUCCUCUCUUGCCUCUCCCUCAACUUCCUGCCGCACACAGCCACAGCGCGCCCCCUUCCUGUCCUAGAGGCAUCCCGUUCGUCCUCUUCAAACUUUCUCCACUGUCUUCAAGUCUGUCUCUCAGUCUUUCUUCUCUUCUCCCCCUCUUCACAGCGUGUGCCUGCAGGGCGUUCUCUGGCGCCUUCGAGGCGGUGCUCACCAUUUCUUCCAAAAGGUCACAGACAUGCAUCUUUCUUCUCCCCCUCGUCCAGCCGCCCUCGCCUCCGCGGUCACGCCGGGAGACCAGCGACGCGAUUCCGCCUCAGACGGCGUCUCUUCUUCUGAGAAGGAAGCUGAGCGACGCGAAGGCAAACAGGCAACGUACAGCAACGAGAGAAGCGCUGACCGGAUGCUCGAGCGCUUUUCUGAGCUCUGGGGGGAUUCUGGGGGGCUGCAGGGCUACUUGCCGUCCGACUGCGGCGCCGAAGAGAGACAGCAUGGAGAGGCAGAUCCCGAGGAAGACGAGGAAGGCGAUUUCUCUCGCUACUGUCGGGCAUUCUACCGCGAGCAAGAGAGACAACAACAACGUUUGCUCCAAGGACCGGUCGACGAACUGGAGCGGCUUCGGCGCCCUCUGGAGGAGGUCCUGGAAGGCGUCUCGCAGAUGGAGCGCGACGGAGCGAGGCUGCAGACGUCCAAGGAAGAAGUUCGUCGCUGCACUGCCGGAGUGCACCGCGCAUGUCGCCAUCUUCUCCAGGAACAAUCGCAGCUGCAGCAUGUCAUCGAAAUGAUUCAGAACCGCCUCGCCUACUACACUCGAUACGAAGGCCUCAGACAGCUUCUCGAGAGCCCUCGUCUCCUCCUCACUCCUGCCUCUUCUUCUUCUUCUUCAAGUGCUUCGUCGAAUUCUUCCAGCGGUUCUUCGAGUUCUUCAACUUCUCCAAAUUCUUUAGCUCCUUCCACUUCUGUUGUUUCUUCUCCCGUCUCGACUUUCUCUGGAAGCGGAGGCACUCUGGACGUUCCUGGUUUAUCGAGAGCUCUUGCGUUCAUUGACGAGGCGGAGCAGUUCUUCUCGGUGCACCCGGAGUACGCCGAGGCCUCCUCCUACUUGUGGAAGUACGAGCUUCUGGGGACUCGCGCCCGCGCCGUUGUGCGGUCGGCGGUCGUGCAGACUUUGGAGGCUUGUCAAGCGAAUGUGGAGAAGCGCCUCCGCGAGCGGCGAGAAGCUGCUGUCGCUCGACGCUCUUCUUCCUUCGCUGCAGACGCGCAGAGAGACUCCAGCAGCGAGAAAGAAGCGAGAGAGAGAGAGCCAGAACCGGCCUUCGACCCAGCUCUCUUCCACGUCUCCUUCCGAGUCGCCGGUGCACCACUCAAACCUCUCACCACGCUGCUGGUCGAGCGACAGAGACAAGGCAAUCCGGAGGCCUACGCGAGCGCCAUCGAUCAACUGGAGGCAAUGUUUGUCGGUACGCGGCUUCGUCUGAUGCUUCCACCGCUGAAGGAGGAGCUUCAUCGCGUUCUGCUGGCGCAUGCAACGCUCGCAGAUGCCACACGCCAUAUCGCGAGAUACGGCGUCUCUAUUUGUGAGAUGGAGCUUCGAACGUUUUACGUUUUCUUUCCUAGGAGGCGACAGAAGGAGGCUCUCAGGACGCUGCUCGAGGCGAUCGGCAAUUGCGCCUACGACUGUAUGCGCCCGCCAGCUCUCGCCUGUGACUCUGUAGAACAAUUGAGCGAAAUUGUCGAGUCUCUCUUGCUGGAUGUCCUGCAACCUAUCGACUUAGACCGCGAGAAGGCAGAGGACCUCUCGCCUUUCCUCUCUGCAAUAUACCGACUCGUUCGCGACAUCCAAGAGCGCCUUCUGUUCAGAGCCGACGCGUUCAUCGAGCGUCACAUCCGCAGCUACCCUGCAGCUCCUACAGAGCUGGUGGCUUUUAUCUUUUCCUCACUUGGCUUCCCGUCUCCGGCUAGGUCACUGCCUCUGCCAGACUCCUCUCUCUCUCCUGCCUCUUCAGUUUUCUUCCCCGUUCGAGCGGCGCUGCACCUCGCGACUCUUCUGCGACAGACGGUCUCCGCGGAGGCCUUUGGAUCUCUCUGUGGUGCCGCGUUGGAGGCUUCUUGUGCGGCACUCUCUCGCGCUUGUCUCUCUCUCGAACAUGCAGUUCACAACGGUUUCUCCCCGAAAUCGUGUCUCCCCCCCGCCACUCUCGAAGCUGUGCAGAACAGCGCGACUUUCUCUUCAUCUGCGUCUCCUUCUUCGUUGCCUUCCUCUGCUUCUCCUGAUACGUCUCCCCUCUCUUCUGCAGCGAGCGCAUCUGUGAACCUCCCCUUCCAUGUAUUUCUGCGUCAGCUGUGUGAGGCGCGUUGUGACGCGGCUGCUGGAGAGGCCGGGAGUCGCCUGCGGACGGCGAGGCCGCACCCGAGAGAGGAAGACCUUUCUCCGGACGGUGAGGUUUUCUCGGCGUUGUGGGCAGAGCUGAUUUGCACUUUGUUCUUGCUGAAGCACUUGACCGUCCUUCACAGUUUCCUCGACUCUUUCCGAGACGGCGACUUCUCUCCUGUGUGUCGGAAGAUCUGCUUUCCCCGGAUGUUGUUUGCCGGCUCGCGGCUUGCAUCUGCUGGCGCCUCCGGCUCGGCGGGCAACGAGGGUGGGUGCGAGGUGUCUCCGGAGACUCGCGAGAAGAAGAGCGAAGAGGAAGGAGGAAGAAAAACGCGCUUCGCUCUGCUCUCUUGGCUCUUCCGGCCGGAAGCGCAGGAGGAGACUCUGGACAUCAGAGAAGUACUCAGGGAAGAAACAAAGCGCCGGCUGGACGGCCUUCUCGCGACCCUCGUCGCCGCCUUCGCGCUUCCGGUGGAAAAACGCCUCGCGCAACUCCCCGUCGCGGGAAGGCUACAGCACGAGGACACAGCAAACGCGUCCUUCGUACACGAACAACAACUGAAAGAAACGCUCGAGGAGUUCCAGCGAAACCUCCAAGACCAGCUCCCCGCCGUUCUCCUCCUCGCCAUACUUUUCUUCGACAUGGGAGAACAAGAAGGUACACGAGAACAAGGAGAACAAGAAGGAGAACAAGAAGGAAAACAAGGAGAAGGAAAACGAGAACAAGGAGAAGGAGAACAGGAAGGAAAACGAGAACAAGAAGAAGGAGAACAAGAAGAAGGAGAACAAGAAGAAGGAGGGAGGAAGGUUCAUGGGGAGAUGGCGAGGAAUUGGCGACAGAGAGAGGAAGUCUUGGACAGUAUGGAAUUUCUCAUUCAGCCGCUGUUCUCGGGGAUUCUUUCCGCGUACAAGCAGCUCGGUUCUGCUGUGGAGACGCAUGUCUCCGCCGAAACAAGGAAGGCGAUUGGCUGGAGGAGCGCGGAAGACCUGCGCCAGUCGCUGCUUCUCCCGGCCUGUGCAGUUGCCUUCUCAGCCGCGCAACAAUUUCAGCUUUCUCUUUCUCCGUAUCCAAAGUAGAGUGUUUUCUCUUUCUGUCCAGAGAUGUCUCUCUUCUCUCUAGAGAUGCCUUCUGUUUUGAACGGAAACCACGCUCUUCGUUUUCGACUGGCUCACAGGUCUCUUCACUUGCUCUGUGCGACCGCGCGCCAACAAAAAACGCGGAGAUUUCCAAAAAACUCUCGUUCCUCAGUUCCCGACACACAGAAGAAAAACCUUCCAAGUGCUCCCAAUCGACACAUCCCUCGCGCUUUCAAUAUAUAUAUAUAUAUAUAUAUAUAUAUAUACAGAGCGAGGCCGG
Molecule: messenger RNA, 4412 nt
Organism: Toxoplasma gondii ME49
Lineage: Eukaryota; Apicomplexa; Conoidasida; Eucoccidiorida; Sarcocystidae
Exons: 11
Coding region: 923-4132 (1069 amino acids)
Biological process (GO): intracellular protein transport; Golgi organization; intra-Golgi vesicle-mediated transport
Cellular component (GO): membrane; COG complex; cis-Golgi network
Source: RefSeq, a predicted model, not a curated record